Messenger RNA from Tachysurus fulvidraco (yellow catfish), 6389 nucleotides. RefSeq names its product polycomb group RING finger protein 3. The record is from RefSeq and is a predicted model, not a curated record. The transcript has 11 exons. Gene Ontology annotation, cellular component: PRC1 complex. Gene Ontology annotation, biological process: regulation of transcription by RNA polymerase II. NCBI's taxonomy places the organism in Eukaryota, Metazoa, Chordata, Actinopteri, Siluriformes, Bagridae. Bases 334 to 1080 code for a protein of 248 amino acids.
CAAACUGCAGACUCGCGCAUGCGCUUAGGCCCCCCCGUGGUUUCGGCCUGUUUCGGAACCGCUCGGGUAUUUUCGCCUCUUUGUUUUACUGAUAGUGGAUUUAACUCGGAUUCAACCCAACAUCCAGCGGAGCGCUCUCUACAUACACGGAAAAUUACCCAACAUCCAUGUGCCAAUCAGAAUGAAGAACUGAGCAGCACUGUGGUUUAAGACCUGCUAGAGUAUUGUGAAGACAUGCUGAAUGAGACACAUGGACUGUGAAGAGUGUGUGAGCAGACGUUCAUGAUGCACAGCUAAUGCAGGCCUGGCUGCCUCUCUGUCUGCAGUAGAUUCAUGGCAGCAUUAGGGAACCCCGAGAUGCUCACAAGGAAGAUUAAACUGUGGGACAUAAAUGCCCACAUUACCUGUCGCCUGUGUGAGGGGUACCUGAUCGAUGCCACCACCGUCACAGAGUGCUUACACACAUUCUGCAGGAGCUGUUUAGUGAAAUACCUGGAAGAAAACAACACAUGUCCCACGUGUAGGAUUGUCAUUCACCAGAGCCACCCACUGCAGUAUAUCGGCCAUGACCGAACAAUGCAAGACAUUGUCUAUAAGCUGGUGCCGGGACUCCAAGAAGCGGAGUUGAAAAAGCAGAGAGAUUUCUAUCAGAAACUGGGCAUGGAGGUUCCCGGGGACAUCAAAGGAGAACUGUGCAACAUGAAGGCCCACCUGGACCUGCAGCGCAAUGGUGAUGUAAAAUCUGAGGAUGCAGCAAAGGAUGGAGAGGAGAAACCAGAGGAGGAUAACGAUUACCAUCGUAGUGAUGAGCAGGUGAGCAUCUGUCUGGAGUGCAACAGCAGUAAGCUCCGUGGACUCAAGCGGAAGUGGAUCCGUUGCUCGGCCCAAGCUACCGUUCUUCAUCUUAAAAAAUUCAUUGCCAAGAAGCUCAACUUGACAUCUUUCAAUGAGCUGGACAUUUUAUGCAACGAAGAAAUCCUAGGCAAGGACCAUACGCUUAAAUUUGUGGUGGUUACAAGAUGGAGAUUCAAGAAAUCACCCCUCCUCCUGCAUUACAGACCCAAAAUGGAUUUGCUGUAGUUGGACAGGACGGUUGUUUUGGCCCAGGACUGCGCAGCGCACUAUUUAUGCAGAGACUAUCAAUGCCACACACACACCAAACACACACCAGUCCCACGAGACAGUCCUGACACGAGCCAGCAAACAACCAAUACCAACUCACUUAAUGCUACUCUGGUGAUUCAGCCAAGCCAAACAGCUGCAGGCGUUCCGUCUACUCAUCACCCGCUAUGUCCUCGAUAUGUGAAAAAAGAAAAAAACAAACAAAAAAAAAAAAAACAAGAGAAAGCAUAUAUUUAUACUUUUGUACAGACGAGAGACAUGGACCCAAGACGCUAUAACGGUGCUCUGUUUACACACCAACAACAAACAAAGCGGUGAAGGUUUUAUAUGGCGACCAUGGCUCAUGCUUCAGUGCAGUGAAGAGCAGCCACACAGUGUGUACGCUCCUGAGUGGGGGUCCUAUCACACUGCUCACUGCGGAGAAACAUCUUCACUGCCCACUCACUCGUUCAGGUCUCAACCGUCUCGGGAGCACAGAAAAUACAACUAUAUGACAAAAGACAUCGUUCCUAACACGUAUGAGUUGUGAAUUGUCUCAGAGCAUUUUUUUUCUCCUCCCCUUUUUGUUGCUUCACCGAACGUGGAGUUGUGAAUAGACAAAAUUUUGUGUAGUAAUUUAUGUUCAAUUUACAAGUAUUGUACAUAGAAAUUGUUACAAUGCAAGAGAGAUAAAAAACUGAUAGAUGAAAUGUAAGAGUGAGCGAGUGUGUGAGUGCAAGACAGAGAUUGACUGACAGACUGUUCAGACUGAACGCAGAUUUUAAUGGAAUGAUUCGAGGAAACCAAAUUUACACCAGUUUUCCACCUGAACACAUAAGAUACAGUGCUUUGCAUAAGUAUUAACCCCCACAUGAACGUUUCCAAAUUUUGUAGUGUAACAACCUGGAAUUGAAAUAGUUAAUUAGGAUUCCAUGUCUUCAUGUUGGUUAUAUAUCUCUUAUCUGCACAAAAUAACCCUGAAGAUUUAAAUGGGAGGAGAAAUUUAUAUAGUUCCCAUAUAUUUACCAAUAAAGAGCAUAAAAGCAUAAAUAUUCAACCCCUGUUUCUGUCAUUAGUUUCAGGGCCAUCAGAUGUCAAAUCAUUAGUUAUUUGAAAUCUAAAUAUUAAAUUAACUAAUUUCUGAAAGGCCCCAGAGAAUGUUGAGGAAAAUACCCCAAACCCUCAGCGUCAUGAGCUCAAAGAACUUCCAAAACAAUAUUCUGGGAACAUAAUCAAUCAGGGCUUUGGUUAUCAAAGAAAAUCCCACAGAGCACCAUUAAUGCAUAUUUGUACAUAAUGUUGCAAACUAUAUUGUUUUUUCAUCUUUGUGGUCAAUAUUAUGCUCAAUUUGGUGUUGAUCCAUGACAUAUAAUCCCUGUUAAGUUCUUUUAGUUUCCUGGUUGUAAGGCUAAAAAAUGUAGACCGCUUAAGGGGGGGGGUGAAUACUUACAUAAGGCAGUGCAUGUCCAGAAUUUUUUUUUUACUUAGAUGUCAAACGCAUCCUAGUUUUUGAAUUAUAUUUGAGGUGCAAAAUUGGUGUUAAUUGUUUUUCUUCCCCCUCAAACAUUCUUUUAAAAAGUCAGAUGUGUGAAUAUAUAGGGACAUAAAGACUAUUUGCAUAGUGAGAUUCCUGAUCAGAAUGUGUCCUUUAACAGAGGGAUGGUACCUUAUCUCACUAAACACACACUUGUUUUCCCCUUGAAAUUGAAGGGGGUGUUUAGUGUCUGUGUGACAAUAAUGGCAGUGAUAUAAAUUAGAAAGCGGUUUUGAAAUGACAGUGCUUUUAAACCAUUCUCCCGAGUUAUUCGUUUGCCAUCGUGGAGUUAUUAAUGUCGUCUAAUGAUGGAUCGUUAACUUAAGGCAUAUUAGUCAUGCAAAAUAUCACACUCUUCAAAUGAACAAACUGCCUUCAUUAAAAAAAAAAGAAAGAAAGAAACGGUAGCUUGUAUUCGGAAGCAAGCAUUUACUGUUUGACGUGUGUUAAAUACACUAUGCGAUACAUUUCUAUAGGGUUUGUGUCUGGACAUGGACGUGGAAAUGAUGCAGCACAGAAAACGUAAUCUGUAUCUCAGCAUCCGUCCCUGAGGUUCCCCUACACCACACCCAGUCUUAGAACCAUAUAUGCAAUACAUAGGCUUUAUUAUAAGUUUAGCAGAAGCGAAUUUUAAGCAUUUUAGGUUUCCACAGAAGCUUUAGUAGCCCACUCCUCUACAGAAAGAAUGUAAUCCAUAUGAGUAUCCAUCUGUACCGUUCAUCUCUUGUGUUCUGCCACUUUUUAGUGCCAAAGGCUCAAAGACACCCUUCAGGUUUCAUGUUUAUUCUGUAUGGCAAGCUGUGUGAAAGGCAAAAUGGAGAGAUCAUAAAAGAAAAAUAGUAUUUAAUAAUCUGAAAUUGCCGUUUGUCACCAUUCGUGUUUUCAGAAAUUAACAAUUCUUAUUUUUUUUAAAACCUGGAGCCCUCUUUUAAGACGCAUCGAUUCAUAAUAUUUCAGACUUUGCUAUAGAAGCUCAUAUGAGCGAUGUCUAAAGGGCUCUCUAUCAGUACAUUCAGUACCAUUUUCCUCUCAGCUACUCAGUGAUGAAAUAAUAACAAUCAAGUUUUGAUACUGAGAUUUGAUAUCUCAUUUUUAAUAAAAUGUCUCCUUUUUGGAAAAUAUAUAUAUAUAUAUAUAUAUAUAUAUAUAUAUAUAUAUAUAUAUAUAUAUAUAUAUAUAUAUAUAUAUAUAUAUAAAAUAAAAAAACACCUACUCGGUAGACAGGGAAUGAAGUGGUACAUAUGAGGUCUUCUAGCUGCUCACUCAUUCUGUGUGUCUACUUUCACACGGGUAAAAUGCCAAAACCAGCUUGACCAAAUCUCAUUUUAUUUGGUUCUCCAAGUUACUACACAUCUUGUUCUGUGUUAAAGACUACAGUCUCGCAUCAGAUCUCCUGCCUGUAUCAUGUUUUAUCCUUUCUCUCUGGAUGUGCUUAUUUUGUAUUGAUGUCUUAUAAUGUGAACUAUUUCAGUAUGUAAUGAAGAAAUGUUAUGCUUUACUGUUUCUAAAGCACAGGUUCUGCUUAUUUGUAUAUUUUAGGUAUUUUUGACCUAGUCCUGAAUGGUUCAUGAGCAAUCCACACCUUAAUUACAGCCGUCUCAUUUUUGUGCUAAUUCAUUGUAUUACUGGAUGAAAUCAUGAAACCAGGCCAGCGAAUCACCAUGAAUAGUCUGAAAUGGAACAAGCACAUGCGUUAUUAUUGUUGUUUGUAUUAUUUCAUGUACUCAUUUUCUUUUACAUGAGUACAGUUCAGGAUUAACGGAAAAUGGUCUGGAUUUGUUUUUUCUUCGUGGAGAAGGCCGGUGGUGCUGUCUUUCUUUUGAGUUGAUAAAUGGUGCUAAUGUUUUCUACACUUUGUUUAAAAAAAAAAAAGGAAAAAAAAAAAAAGAAGGCUUAUGCUUCAGAGCAGUGGAUGGUAAAAAAGAGCCGCUUUUUUGUGUCUGGUGCUCUCGAAUUUUGUAUAAGCUCAUUUCUCCAGGCUGUGUGUGGGGGGGAAAUAUCCACAAACCCAUAUGUUCUUUUUCUUGUGUUAUUACAGUAUAAGCAGAAAUAUCACGACUGCACCAUCCAUCCCCAUCCAUGCAACUAAGAAAAACAGUUUCUGGCAAAGCUUCAUUACGUCUACGCUUUUCCUAAACACAGCUCCACCUGCCUUUUUCAGACCCUGCUGGUCUGAAGUGCAGUACCCUGUUACUGUUAAGUCUGUACGGGCACAAGAUUUGUUUUGUUUUUGUUUUGCAUGUGAAAGUGAAAAUCUCACACCUGCAUUGCAUCUGAGAGAGUAGGAACUAUUCAGGCCUGCAUUAAGACAUCAGCGCUACACUUGACAGACAGGCUGUAAGAAGAUUAUGUGAGUGCCCCUUGAAUGCCCGGCACUCUGAAGGCCUCUGUUUAGAGACCUGGACGGUGCCAGAUCCCUCUUUAUCUCUCUCAGUACUGGUGUGUGGUUUUGUUUAGACACUUCCCUCAUUGGUGAUCAUUCUGGAUCUGUUUAGGCCACAAUUUAGUCAGAUACUAUCAUGAAAGUUUUUUUUUUUUGUUUUUUUUCCGUUUUGUUUUUUUAUAAAAAAAAAAACUUUUUCUUUUCUUUCUUAUACCUCUGAUUGUUUUCACCUUACAUUAAGCUUAUCAUUAAUCCCUAAACCUGCGUGUGUAUUUUCAAACAAUUGAGCAAAGAACCUGAUGGGGGAAGGAUGGAGAAUUCUGCAUACAGAGGCAUUGGAAAGAUCUUCACCAGCAAGCCUCUCUGCUAGGACUGCAUCCUGAACAUAUUGCCAUGGUUACACUGAUUGAAAGGUGCUAACGAUUGGUCAGUGACUGUGGUUUGCCAGGUGUUUCAGUUACAUGCGUGGCAACACCCAUCCGUCUUAACAAGGCACCAAACUUUACACCUUCUAAACCUGGCUUUCUUUAAAAAAAAAAAAACAACUAACUUUCUAAUUGCAUUAAUGACAAAUAAUUUUCAGGACCAACAUUGACAGUGGCACCUUCCUAUGAGCCAUAAAUACUGUCCAAACUUUGUUUUUUUUAAAUUGUAUUUAUUUAUACUGUAAAAAAAUAAUUGACUCUUUGCAGUAGCCUGUUUUUUGAUAUGUCAUGCGAUCUGGUGUCUUUUUUUUUUUUUUUUGCAUUGAAUUAUUUGUGUGUGUUUUUUUUCUUUCUUUUGAACACAUACAGGGCUUAAAAAUGAACAUGUCACAACUGUCCUUUCUGUCUUUCUGCAUGUAGUCUUAUGCCUGUAAUUCCAUUGAACUGAUGUGUGUGUUAUUGCUCUUUGGCUACAACACGCCUGCUGUAAUCUGAUCAGGUUCGACUGCGAGAGUGUCUCAUCUUUGCUCGGAUGCUUCAUUGUGUUUAUGAGGAGGAAAAAUGUGCAAUAUACAUCUCUCAGAUGGAUCCUGGUUUCAGCUCAAGAAACUCCAUUGCUUCUUUUCUGUUUCCGUCAGGCGCUCAGGUCACUGAACGAAUCCUUUCAGUCCUCAUCUCACAUACGUUCUACACUAAUGUUUCAUUCUCAUCAACUUAUACCUUUGGGGGUUGAACUUUGGCACUUAAUGUGGUGCCAUGUUUCUUUUUGUGUCUUCAUUAACCGUAUUAUGAUUAUUUAUUGCACAUGUAAUAUGGAUGGUUUCCAUGGCUACACUUAAAGGAGUCUGAGUUUAAAACUAGGCUGGAGUUUCUUACAAUUUUAUGGACGCUUUUGUUGAAAAAUUUAAAAGUGUGUAUUUCAUGAAUAAAUGCCUUAAAAGAACCA